Zootoca vivipara (common lizard) is the source of this 3255-nucleotide messenger RNA. RefSeq names its product IKBKB interacting protein (gene IKBIP). Lineage: Eukaryota; Metazoa; Chordata; Lepidosauria; Squamata; Lacertidae. The record is from RefSeq and is a predicted model, not a curated record.
CCACCCGGGCGCGCGCGCUGCCAUUGGUCUCUGUGCUCGGCACCCGCCAGCCAACCAGAAAGGAAGAAAGCGCGCGCGCCUUUCGCCAUCCUCACUCGUUAAUUUCCUUCGACCGCCCCUCUCGCGCCCGCGGGUGGGGCAUUCCCGUAUAAGACGUUGGAAAUAUGGCUGAAGUUAAGCAAAGAAGGAAAGCUAACCUUUCAGCUAAAUCAACUGAAGAUCAAGGGAAGACAGCACCUAUCUUGAGGACUACUGGUGAUGAAAAGUCCGGCUGGUGGGACCCACGAACGGCCUCGAGUUUACUGUCCCUUAUAGCUUGCGUAGGGCUGUCAUGGUUUCUUUUUCAGCAGUCAGCUCAGCUGGCUGAAGUGGAAGAGAAAUACUAUUUAUUAAAGCAGGAAGCUGCCAAGUUUCAAGAUACGGAAAAUAAGAUUAACUUAAUAUCUGAAAAGUUUGAAUCUUCUUCGGGUAUCCUGCAGGAAGCCUCUUUCUUUCUCUCCAUGGUGACCAAGUUUGAACAAGAAGUAUCUAACCUCCGUAACAUAAUACGUGACAUUCAAAACAGUGAGCAGGCACUCUCUAAAAAGAUGCAGACCACUGAUGCAAAUUUUCAAAAUAUAAUUAAGUCCUGGGAAAAGAGCCAGACUGAACUGGAUACAAAUACUAGCAGUUUAAAAUCGGAAGCCAGGCUUUUACAUAUCGAAGUGACCUCUCAAAUCAACGCAGCAGAUCAAAAACUAAAAUCCCUUUCUGAAAGACUGAAAGAUCUUGAAGACAGUACUGUAAGAAACCUCAAAACAUUAAGUAGGCAAGAGGAAGAUGAACUGGCUAAAGUUGAGCAGCAGCUACAGUCUGAUACCAAGGCAGUUGGAAAAUUAGAAGAGCAGCAGAACAGUAUAUUAGCCAGAAAUAAUGAUCUAAGGCAAAAGCUUGCAGUCUAUGAACCCAAACUGGAAGAGUGCAAAACUCAUUUACCAGCAAUAGAGAAUGCGAUUCACUCUGUUGUUAGACUAUCAAGGGAUCUAACGGCUGUAGAGAAGAAAAUGGAAGACAUGACUAUAAAGGUGUUCAGUGUGGAAGAUGAAAUGAUGAAAGCUGUAUCUGAUAUAAUGGACAUACAAAAAACGCUUGAAGGCAUGCAGUAUGAUAACAGCCUACUAAAACUGCAGAAUGAAGUGCUUGUGUUAAAAGAGAAAGUCCAUGACUUUGCAGAAUCUACAACAGAAACAGAAAAAUAUAUAGAAAAGUACCACAGUGUGAAUGACGAGUGAACUAGUCAUAAUGAACAGUAUUGCUGAAGCAAUUGCAACUUCAAUUAGCUGGUUGGUAUUCACUGAAAUAAGCAAGGUUUUUCCCUUUACAUGAGAAGACUUUGAAAAGGUGAAAAUACGUUUGCAUUCCUAUGUGGGUUUUUUUUAUUGGAAUAUGUAUUUGCAUCCUACAUUGUAUUAGGAAGAUAUACAAUAUCUGUUAAGCUGUAUUAUUCAAGUUAAUGUAUUUAUGCUCAUUUCAGCUUAAAAGGUUGCUUUAACUGUUACAAAGUUUGAACACCAUGCUUUCAGAGAAAGCAGGUAUGGAUACAGAUAUUACAACUGGAUUAUCACAAAGCUAAAAGGUAUCUUGAUAAAUAAGGGCUUUAUGGAGUAAAGGCAGGGGAAACUAUAGAUAUUUAAUUGAUAGGUAUAUGGAAAGAAAUGUAAUAAAGCAAUUAAUAAAGGCAUAUUAAUUGUCAUAUGAAAGGUAUUCCCACUUCACCACUUGCAUAUGCUGCACAGAAUCAUGUAAGUCAGAAAAAAUAAUAAAAAGUUAUUUAGAAUGAGAUGGUACAAUUGGGUGUGAUUAGUAGGAGGAAGCAAUUUUCCUUGGACCUGACUUUGAAAAGCCAACAGUUAUUCACACAGACACAUUUGUUUUGCUUUAACAGUAAAAUGCAGCAACACCAUUUUUUCCGGAUAGUAGAGCCUAUUAAAGUACUAUAUGCUAGUUUUGUAUGCAUUCGCCUGUGUGCCAUUUUUCUAGAAUAUUGCCACCCAAAGUGUAUUUUAUUAGAAAGAACAUCAGUUGUAAUUAUAACAAACUAUUAAGGAGCCAACUUGUAAAGUGAGGGUGUAGAAAAUGUCUGAUUGCUCCUCCUGUUUUCACGUUUUUCUCCAUUUCCAUACACCUGAUUUUUCUAGAGCCUGAUACCAAUUAGAUAAGGAAGUAUUUGAUCUAUGACAGAUUACAAAAUUCUGGGGUUUUGUAAAAUCCAUAAGCAAAUUCUAGGAAGAGCUAAAAAUCAGUUACUAAGGAGUAAUCCGCAUUAUACACAAUAGAAUGGAAUGAAUUGGUGCUGUAAUAACACCUGCUGCUGUUUCAUAAAAACUUAAAUCCUGUUAAGAACUUUGCGAAAAAUGAAAAUUGAAAAAUGAAAAGCAUACACAAAUCUUGUGACUUGUGGUGGUUUUCCUGUAAUUUUCAGCCCUUUGUCUCCUUGUUUAACACUAUCCCCCAACUCUGAAACCAACAAAAAUUUAAAUAGAAAUGUGUAAAGCUUGUCUGUGGGCAUUACCUAUCCAAAAACUUCCCUACCUGUCCAAAGAAAAGCGCCCAGCUGGUGAAACAAAACUAUUUUCUUCUAUUUAUUCAUACAGCUAGAUGAGUUACGUAUCCAAUAAUCAGAUUCUGGUUUUACUAUAACUUUCAGAUUAGCAAGUUGUGACCUAUUGCAAUAUCAGUAGCAAUGCUGGUAACACUUUAAAUAACUUUUUUUGUAAUAACAUUGGAACUAAGAUGCUUCACAGGGUAAGCAUCAAAUAUCAUGCAACUAUAAAAAUAAAUUCACAUUUUAAUAAAUAACCUGGGCUGGAUAAUUUGGUACAAGAUUAGGGAAAGGUCCUACUUAUUUUAUGAUUUGUUUAUUUAUUGUUCCUUUUGCCUCUUCCAUGGUAAGACAACCACCUCUAAGGAUCUUGUUCAUCUUAUAAGUGUAAUAUGGGAAAACUGCUUGUUGAUGAGAAUCAAGAUUUACAAUUUUCCCCAUUGCUAGAAAACUAAAUACACCUCUGCACUCUAAUAUGCCUGUUUUUGGGACCUAACACCAUUGAUUAAUAAAUUAAUCAAAAACAUAUGUAUGAGUUGCACAUCCUUUCUCCCUUUAAAGUUUGAAGGAAACACUAAAGAAUAUAUUGUACAUUAAUAUUUUAAUUAAGUUUCUAGACAGCUGGUAUAAAAUUAAAAUGCAAUUUUCUCCUGAUUUUUUUUAAUUCUUAGUGU